AUGUCGCAAUCCAUACUGGUGAUUAUUGGUGCCGGCGGGAUCGGCGAGGCCAUUGCACGUCGAGUUGGCCCUGGGAAAGAAGUCUUGCUGGGAGACUGGAGUAACGCGCUCCUACAAGAAGCCACGCAACGAAUGAAGCAGGACGGCUUCAGAGUCACUUCUCAGCAUGUGGACAUAUCAUCGCACGAUUCAGUCAUUCAAUUCGCGAAAACAGCGCAGAGCCUGGGGCAGGUCAUGCAUGUCGCAAUCUCGGCGGGCCUUUCGCCGGUCUCGUCGACACGAGAGACGAUCCUUGCGGUCAAUUUGGCUGGCACUGGCUUCUGUAUUGCAGAGUUUGGCAAGCUAAUAGGCCAUGGGGGAACAUGCGUGGUAAUCUCGUCCCUGGCUGGCUAUACCUUGGCACAAGAUGUCCCCCGCGAAGUGAUUCAGCAUCUGGCACGCACCAGUCCCAGCGAUGUUCUCGGCUCACCACUGUUACGGGAGACUGUGCUGGACCACUGGUCGGCAUACGGCAUGUCUAAGCGGGUCAAUUAUGUGCAAGUACAAGAUGCCAGCUUAUCGUGGGCCCGGCGUGGUGCGCGCAUAAACUCUAUCAGCCCCGGCGCCAUACAGACUCCGAUGCUCACUCUGGAAUCGGAGGCCAGCAAGAAAGAGGUUGUGCACGACUUGGCGCAGAACGUGCCGUGCAAGAGAGUUGGGGGUGGUGGUGAAGUCGCGCAUGUAGCUGCAUUCCUCCUGGGCUCCGAGUCAAGCUUCGUCACUGGCACUGACAUGCUGGUUGACGGUGGGGCACUAGCUUACCUUAGUAGAGAUACUAGCCCCUAG
Exserohilum turcica Et28A is the source of this 825-nucleotide messenger RNA. RefSeq lists its product as uncharacterized. The transcript has a single exon. NCBI's taxonomy places the organism in Eukaryota, Fungi, Ascomycota, Dothideomycetes, Pleosporales, Pleosporaceae. Bases 1 to 825 code for a protein of 274 amino acids. The record is from RefSeq and is a predicted model, not a curated record.